AUGGGUCACCGGCAGCUCGGCUGGAGUCACCCACGAAAAUUCAGCCAGGGUUCCUGCUCUUGCCGCGUCUGCUCAAACCACCACGAUCUGAUCUGGAAGUUCGGGCUGAACGGGUAUGGGCAGUGCUUCCGCCAGUACGCAAAGGACAUCGGCUUCAUGAAGUUGGACUAAGCGG
Jaculus jaculus (lesser Egyptian jerboa) is the source of this 175-nucleotide messenger RNA. RefSeq names its product 40S ribosomal protein S29-like. The record is from RefSeq and is a predicted model, not a curated record. Gene Ontology annotation, biological process: translation. The coding region runs from base 1 to 171 and encodes 56 amino acids. Gene Ontology annotation, cellular component: ribosome; cytosolic small ribosomal subunit. Lineage: Eukaryota; Metazoa; Chordata; Mammalia; Rodentia; Dipodidae. The transcript has a single exon. Gene Ontology annotation, molecular function: zinc ion binding; structural constituent of ribosome.